Molecule: messenger RNA, 4160 nt
Organism: Mustela erminea (ermine)
Lineage: Eukaryota; Metazoa; Chordata; Mammalia; Carnivora; Mustelidae
Gene: RASGRP1
Product: RAS guanyl releasing protein 1
Exons: 17
Coding region: 1-2394 (797 amino acids)
Biological process (GO): Ras protein signal transduction; positive regulation of GTPase activity
Cellular component (GO): plasma membrane
Molecular function (GO): guanyl-nucleotide exchange factor activity; calcium ion binding
Source: RefSeq, a predicted model, not a curated record
AUGGGCACCCUGGGCAAGGCGAGAGAGGCCCCGAGGAAACCUUCUCAUGGCUGCAGAGCUGCCACAAAAGCCAGACUAGAGGCGAAGCCAGCCGGCAGCCCCGUCCCCUCCCACCGCAUCCCGGCCCAGAUCACCCAGUUCCGAAUGAUGGUGUCUCUGGGACAUUUAGCCAAAGGAGCCAGCCUGGACGAGCUCAUCGACAGCUGCAUUCAGUCAUUCGAUGCGGAUGGAAAUCUGUGUCGGAGUAACCAGCUCUUGCAAGUCAUGCUGACCAUGCACCGAAUUAUCAUUUCCUCUGCUGAACUGCUCCAGAAGGUCAUCACCCUAUAUAAGGAUGCCUUGGCGAAGAAUUCCCCAGGGCUUUGCCUGAAGAUCUGCUAUUUUGUAAGGUACUGGAUAACAGAAUUCUGGAUCAUGUUUAAAAUGGAUGCCAGCUUGACAAACACUAUGGAAGAGUUUCAGGAACUGGUGAAGGCUAGUGGUGAGGAGUUACACUGCCGCCUGAUCGAUACAACUCAAAUCAAUGCCCGUGACUGGUCCCGGAAACUGACUCAAAGGAUAAAAUCAAAUACCAGCAAGAAACGUAAAGUUUCCCUGCUCUUUGACCAUCUGGAACCAGAGGAGCUGUCAGAGCACCUCACCUACCUGGAGUUCAAGUCUUUCCGGAGGAUAUCCUUCUCCGACUAUCAGAAUUACCUCGUGAAUAGCUGUGUGAAGGAGAAUCCCACCAUGGAGCGGUCCAUUGCCCUGUGUAACGGCAUCUCCCAGUGGGUACAACUGAUGGUUCUCAGCCGCCCCACCCCGCAGCUCCGGGCAGAAGUCUUCAUCAAGUUCAUCCAGGUGGCUCAGAAGCUCCACCAGCUACAGAACUUCAAUACGCUGAUGGCUGUGAUAGGUGGACUCUGUCACAGCUCAAUCUCCAGGCUCAAGGAGACAAGUUCGCAUGUCCCGCACGAAAUCAAUAAGGUUCUGGGUGAGAUGACCGAGCUGCUGUCCUCCUGUAGAAACUAUGACAACUACCGGCGAGCCUAUGGGGAGUGCACCCAAUUUAAGAUCCCCAUUCUGGGGGUGCACCUCAAGGAUCUCAUCUCUCUGUACGAAGCCAUGCCCGACUAUCUGGAAGAUGGGAAGGUCAACGUUCACAAGCUGCUGGCCCUUUACAAUCAUAUCAGUGAACUGGUCCAGCUGCAAGAGGUGGCCCCACCCUUGGAGGCCAACAAGGACUUGGUGCACCUGCUGACGCUGUCUUUAGAUCUCUACUAUACUGAAGAUGAAAUCUAUGAGCUUUCCUAUGCUCGGGAACCAAGGAACCACAAAGCCCCACCACUAACACCCUCAAAACCACCAGUAGUAGUGGACUGGGCCUCUGGAGUAUCUCCCAAACCGGACCCAAAGACCAUAAGCAAACACGUACAGAGGAUGGUGGAUUCUGUCUUCAAGAACUAUGAUCAUGACCAGGAUGGAUAUAUUUCUCAGGAAGAGUUUGAAAAGAUUGCUGCCAGUUUUCCCUUUUCCUUCUGUGUGAUGGACAAAGAUAGGGAAGGCCUCAUCAGCAGAGACGAAAUCACAGCCUACUUCAUGAGGGCCAGCUCAAUCUAUUCCAAACUGGGCCUGGGCUUUCCUCACAACUUUCAAGAGACCACCUACCUGAAACCUACUUUCUGUGACAACUGUGCUGGAUUUCUCUGGGGAGUGAUCAAACAAGGAUAUCGAUGUAAAGACUGCGGGAUGAACUGCCACAAACAAUGCAAAGAUCUGGUGGUGUUUGAAUGCAAGAAGCGAGCCAAGAACCCAGCAGCCCCCACAGAGAACAGCCCUGGUGGAGGACCAACAUCUAGCCUUUACCCACUGGGAGCCAAAGACCUGCUCCAUGCUCCUGAGGAAGGACCUUUCACAUUCCCUAAUGGGGAGACUGUGGAACACAGUGAGGAAAGUAAAGAUCGGACCAUCAUGCUCAUGGGAGUGUCCUCACAGAAGAUUUCUGUUCGGCUAAAGAGAACUGUUGCCCACAAGGCCACCCAGACAGAAUCACUGCCUUGGCUUGGCACUGAGGCCCCCUCCAGUUCCUUUAGGCUGUCCUCUCCAAGGAAGACAGCCCAGGAUACUCUCUAUGUGCUUCCAAGUCCCACAUCUCCAUGCCCCAGCCCCGUCUUGAUCAGAAAGCGGGCUUUCGUCAAGUGGGAAAACAAAGAAUCCCUCAUAAAGUCAAAGGAGGAUCUCCGUCAUCUCAGACCUCCAACCUACCAAGAGCUGGAACAGGAAAUAAAUACCCUGAAAGCAGAUAAUGAUGCUCUAAAGAUCCAACUGAAAUAUGCACAGAAGAAAAUAGAAACCCUCCAACUUGCAAGCAAAAAUCAUGUCUUAGCUCAAAUGGAUCACAGUGACUGUUCUUAGCCCGGAAACUGAAGGAUCACAAUGUGUAGAGGAAUGUAUCAGAGAUCUCUUAAGUAAAAUGAGUAACACAAACACCUGGGGAACCUUAGAUCAACCAGUUAUAUAAAAAGGGUACUUUAAAACAGAAAAGCAAGUUACCCUUUUUUUACUUAGAAGACUCCUAAUGAGUGAAACUGUCUUCAGUCAGUGAAUCAAUGGGUAGGAAAGCUGAAGAAUGCAGAAUUUUUGCCAUUCACACCAUAAACAUUUUUUUCCCCCUGGGACUAAUACCAAUAGCUUGAUAAAUACAUGACCAAGAUUUCUGACAAGGUUUUUUCUCCUAUGUGGCCUGUGUAGCUACUACUACUUCCUCAGAACUAAAAUCCCUGGAAAAUCAAUUUGCUUCCUUCUGUGGGUUUUCUUUGAACUGAAGGAUUUAUUUUGUUCCAUCCAAAGCUUGCUUACAAUGGGAAGAUACUCACGUUCCCAAAAGAGAUUCACUUCCUCUGUAUUUCAGCAUUCUUUUCAAAUCUGGUUCCCACUUCACUACCUCAGAUAUCUAAUCAAUUAGCCUUCUACCAUUCCUUCCUCACUAGGCUCAUACUCACAUGAGGAUAUCUCACAGUUUUAGUCUCACAGUCAUAAGUAGGCAAACUAAAAACCUGGAAACAUAGCUAAUACCACCUAAUACAUGACUGACCAGGUAGCUAUUUUUACUGCCAACAUGGUAUUUGUCCUUGUAUAUCUACACUGGAUAGAAUUAGGAAUUUAUGGCUUUUUGAAAGAGUCCGUUUAACUUUUCAUGUGCCAUCUUUAUCUUUUUUUCUUUGAAGUAACUACUUUGAACUGAUUUUGUGCUGUACUGUCUUCACUAUUAAUAUUAUUUAGAAAUAAGCUAGUUGGAUGAGAGGCUUCAAUAAGACCUGAGAGCGUGUAUAUGUGUAUAUAUUAUGUGUAUAUAAUAUCAAGCAUGCAUGUGACUUGGAAUUUUGUUUCUUCCUUUAUAAAAUAUGGAAAUGAAUUAAACAACUUUGUCAUUUACCCAAAUCCACAAAUAUAAAGUUAGCUUGUUACAGGAUACAUAAAUUGCUCACAAUGUAAAAUGUACUGUUAAGCAAAAUUACAAUUAAGAGUCCUAUGAGUUUUUUUAUUAAUGAAGGUUAAGGAUAAACGGGCUCAGUUAGUUGUCUGGACAACUGUUUACAAACUGCCGAUCUAUAAAAUUUAUCACACUCUUGAUUUCUCUAAAAAGUUCAUAUAAUCAUUUUCUUUUUAAGCGGAACUUACCUUCCAUACUUGGAAAACUUGGUACCAAGCCGACUUGAAAUUCAUAUGCAAGCUGACCAACUGCCAAGAACAUAAUCUCAACAAUUAAAAGGUUGAAACCUAAAGCCAGCAACACCAAAUCUUAUUCAGAAUACAAAGUAUAUAUACAGUGUAACUUCCUUGGAGGAGUCAGAUCAUUUGAGAAGUUUCUUUGAUGAAAGACCAGUUUCCAUUUGCAUACUUCCUUGUACUGAGCUUUAGUGACAAAACUAGUGAGUAGCUUUCAGUUAGUGUUUUAAAGAAUUACUUUACACACAAAUUUACCCUUUCCUAAUUCCAAACUCAGAAAUCCCCAUAGCAGGCUGCUUAGGUCCAUCACCUGGUAUACAAGUUAAGAUGUACUUUGUCCAUAUAAGUAGCAAAUGUGAAUUUAUGAUAAUCUCUAAAAUUCAUGUUCUUCAUUAUUAUUCUUUUCCUCUGAUACAGACCAAAGGUGGUACAGCACAAUUUCUUUAUAAACA